CGCCACAUUUCUCCCUUAGCAAUCUUUCUCUCUCUCUCUCCAAAAAAUAAAAAUGGCGGAUCUUUCACAAAGCACACACAGAAAACCAGUUAGUCUGAACGAUCGCCAUUAUCGCCUCCUUCAAGACCUCUCUGCUCCUCCCAAACAACCACCGCCGCCGCCGCCAGUAACGUCCUUCGAGGAAGAAGAAGAGAGCGUAUUCAACGAGAAGUUCGACGGACGACGUCGUAUUUGCAAAGCAGAAUCAGAGGAUGAUAAUAUCCCUAAAUUCUGUGAAAUCACUGAUUUUGAUUCUUCACCUGAAGAAGAAAAGCCUACGAAGGUUAGGAUUGAAGGAAGACGGAGACUUUGCAAAGUAUCUUCUGGAGAUGAUGGGGAUGAUGCAAGUAGAGAGGAAGUGAAAGAUGAUUCUAGUUUUGAUGAUAUUGCCGAUUUUGAUUCACCCAUUCCGUCUAAAAGUGUUGGUGAUAGUGAUAAUAAUAAGGGUGGUAAUAAGAUAAAAGAUAUUCUUAGUGAUUUGACCUAAAGGCUUGACCUUUUGUCAAUUGAGAAAAAGAGAGUUCCUGAAAAUAAUAAUGUGGUCAAGAAAGUUCAUGUGGUUGAAUAUGCAAGUGCUGAGUCUUUGUUUUCUUUGUCGUCUAGUCCAUCUGAUGCCUCAUUGGAUGUUAUUAAAAACAGUGGAGGUGAUGAUGAGAGUGCUGUGAAUGAGUAUGAGGAGGGUGAUUUAUUGAGUGAGUCAUUUGAUGAUGAGGUUAGUAGAGGGCUAAAGAAGAACAAAUAUGGAAGGGUGGAUGAAAAGUUUGUCCCUGUGGGAAAACCUUUUGUGUCCAAUGUUGUAGAAGAUGAAAGUGAUGUGCAGAUUGAGUCUAACCAUGAUGAAUAUGUAACUAGGGUGGAGAAAACUAAGAAAGUUACUCAAAGAGUGAAGGAAAAUGAACCCGAUGGGUUCAAUGAGAGAUUGAGGUCUGUAGGACGGUCUUCGGUGCUUAGUCUUCGAGAUGAAUCAGAGGAUGAUGAAGAUGAUUUUGUGGUUUUGACCGGAAAAAAGGUGGUCAAGAAAGUUGGGAGACCCGGUGCCAUUGCCAAGUAUAAUGUAUUAUCUGGUGAAUCUGAGACUGCUGUGUUGGAAAAUCAUGCAGAGUCAGAGGAUGAUGGUUCCAUUAUCUUGCCUGGACUAAAAUCUACAUACAAGUUACCUGGUAAAAUUGCAAAAAGGCUGUAUCCACAUCAGUGUGAAGGUUUAAGGUGGCUCUGGUCUUUGCAUUGCAAGGGUAAGGGUGGAAUCUUAGGAGAUGACAUGGGCUUGGGAAAAACGAUGCAGAUUUGUAGCUUUCUAGCAGGUCUCUUCCAUUCGAAAUUGAUUAAGAGGGUAUUGGUUGUGGCCCCUAAAACACUGCUCACUCAUUGGAUUAAAGAACUAUCUGUUGUGGGGCUUUCUGGGAAGACUAGAGAAUACUUUGGGACCUCUUUAAAAGCUCGGGACUAUGAGCUGCAAUAUAUACUUCAGGACAAAGGAAUUCUUCUCACAACUUAUGAUAUUGUGCGGAACAACUCAAAAUCUUUACGAGGGGACCAUUACUUUCUGGACGAGGAUAGUUAUAUUUGGGACUAUAUGAUUCUGGAUGAGGGACAUCUCAUAAAAAAUCCUAGUACUCAGAGAGCGAAAAGUUUGAUUGAGAUACCAAGUGCUCAUUGUAUUGUCAUUAGUGGCACUCCGAUUCAAAACAAUCUUAGGGAAUUGUGGGCUUUGUUCAACUUCUGUUGUCCUGAUCUUCUUGGUGACAACAAGUGGUUUAAGCAAACAUAUGAGCAUCCCAUACUUCGUGGAAAUGAAAAAAAUGCUUCUGAUAGGGAGAAGCGUAUUGGUUCAACAGUUGCAAUGGAACUAAGAGAACGCAUUCAACCUUACUUUUUGCGCCGUAUGAAGAAUGAAGUGUUCAAGGAAGAUGAUGCCACAACUGCUAAACUUUCCCGAAAGAAUGAGAUCAUUGUGUGGCUUAGACUAACUGCUUGCCAGCGGCAACUUUAUGAAGCCUUUUUGCGGAGCGAGAUUGUUCUCUCAGCUUUUGAUGGCUCGCCAUUGGCUGCACUAACGAUAUUGAAGAAAAUAUGUGAUCACCCGCUUCUCUUGACAAAAAGAGCGGCUGAAGAUUUGUUAGAGGGAAUGGAGUCCAUGCUAAAUCCUGAAGAUGUUGCUGUGGCUGAAAAAUUGGCCAUGCAUGUUGCUGAUGUUGCUGAAAGAAUUGACUUUCAAGAGAAGCAUGACAGCAUCUCCUGCAAGAUCUCUUUUGUGUUGUCGCUACUGGAUAAUUUAAUUCCAGAGGGACACAAUGUUCUUAUAUUCUCUCAAACUCGUAAGAUGCUUAAUCUCAUCGAGGAAUCUCUGGUGUCCAAUGGUUAUGAGUUCUUACGCAUAGAUGGUACGACGAAAGUUACUGAUAGAGCAAAAAUUGUUGAUGACUUCCAAGAAGGAAAUGGUGCUCCUAUAUUUUUGCUAACAUCUCAGGUUGGCGGUCUAGGUCUUACACUUACGAAAGCAGAUCGUGUGAUUGUGGUUGAUCCUGCUUGGAAUCCUAGCACGGAUAACCAAAGUGUUGAUCGUGCAUAUCGAAUUGGGCAAAAGAAGGAUGUGGUCGUAUACAGAUUAAUGACUUGUGGAACUGUUGAAGAGAAAAUUUAUAGAAAGCAGAUAUUCAAGGGGGGGUUAUUUAGAACAGCAACUGAAAACAAAGAACAAAUUCGAUACUUUAGCCAACAGGAUCUGCGGGAGCUAUUCAGUCUCCCUAAGCAGGGGUUCAAUAUUUCCCUCACACAGCAACAAUUACAUGAAGAGCAUGACAGCCAGCACAAAAUGGAUGAGUAUCUGGAAUCCCACAUAAAAUUCUUGGAGAGUCAAGGUAUAGCAGGAGUCAGUCACCACAGCUUACUCUUCUCAAAGACAGAAACUGUACAGCUUGCACAGGAAGAAGAGGAUGAGAUAAGGAAGAAAGUAUCCACAGUGGUGGGAAAUUCAUCGUCAAGCUAUUCACUUGAACGCAAUGUUGACGGGGCUGCUCGUGCUUUCAAUCCCAAGGAUGUAAAUCUGAACAAGAAAACCUCUUCUCCAGUUAGUGGGGGCAAACUGACAGAAUCUGAAAUCUUAGAGAGAAUCAAUCGGCUGUCACAAUUACUUGGAAAUAAGGUUACCGUUUUAAGGUUACCAGACCAAGGAGCGAAACUACAGAAGCAGAUUAGUGAAUUAAAUUCAGUGCUCAUCGAGCUGAGGAUGGAGAAAGCAACAGAGAGACAAGGAGUCAUCAGUCUGGAUGAUUUAACUGGGGAAUUCGAAAGAGGAUUGAAUGUAUAGAUUUUUUUUUCCACUAAAUGAAAUGGAGGCAACGAAAAGGAGGUUGCAAGAAUAUUAUUUAUUGGCUAGACUGAGAAGAUAUAUAUAUAUAUAUCUUCAACAUACAAUGAUUUCUUGGUUGGGGCAAGUACUCUCUGCCUACUGUAUAUUUUAUCAAAGUGUAAUUAAUCCAAUGUCAAACAUCAAGGUAUAAGAUUUUGUUUGGGGUUUUGUUAUUUCAGGACCCGUGAGAAUUA
Populus nigra (black poplar) is the source of this 3582-nucleotide messenger RNA. Its product is annotated as protein CHROMATIN REMODELING 24-like. The record is from RefSeq and is a predicted model, not a curated record. Gene Ontology annotation, molecular function: DNA translocase activity; ATP-dependent chromatin remodeler activity; ATP binding. The transcript is spliced from 22 exons. NCBI's taxonomy places the organism in Eukaryota, Viridiplantae, Streptophyta, Magnoliopsida, Malpighiales, Salicaceae.